Messenger RNA from Fonsecaea erecta, 813 nucleotides. RefSeq lists its product as hypothetical. The record is from RefSeq and is a predicted model, not a curated record. Gene Ontology annotation, cellular component: cytosol. Lineage: Eukaryota; Fungi; Ascomycota; Eurotiomycetes; Chaetothyriales; Herpotrichiellaceae. Gene Ontology annotation, molecular function: aldehyde-lyase activity. The transcript is spliced from 2 exons. Bases 1 to 813 code for a protein of 270 amino acids. Gene Ontology annotation, biological process: pentose catabolic process.
AUGGCGUCUGACGAUCCUGUCAUAGACCUGUCACAGGUAUCUCCUGUCUUGCUCCAGAAAUAUAUCGACGGCUGUCACAUGCUCCAUCAACAUGAUAUCGUGGACGCGUACGGCCACCUUUCUGUCCGUCUGUCCCAUUCGACCUUCCUGAUGUCCAGGUAUCUGGCGCCUGCGUUGGUUGCGUCUAUUGAUGAUCUUGUCAUAUACAAUGUUGAAGAUGCACAGCCUGUCAAACCGGACGCCCCAAGAGGAUUCUCGGAACGUUUCAUUCACUCGGAGGUGUACAAAGCCUAUGCAGCGGUCCAGUCAGUGGUUCAUUCGCACAGUUUAGAGGUCGUGCCGUUUUCAAUCUCCGCAGUGCCUUUGUCCGCGUGUUUUCACAUGGCAGGAUUUCUGGGGACUGCUGUCCCUGUGUGGGAUGCCGCUACUGUGUACAAAGACCACCCGUCCGACAACCAGGACAUGCUAGUCAGGAACACCAAGCUUGCUUCCUCACUCGCGAAAGCGCUGGGGAAAGAUGGUCAGGUCAAUCAUCCAGUUGUGCUCAUGAGAGGCCAUGGUAUGGUUGUGACAUCAGAGAGCUUGGAGAUGUGCAUCUUCAACAGUAUCUACACGCAACAGAAUGCGCGGGUUCAACGCAGUGCAAUAGGCUUGGGCGGCGAGGUAAAGUACUUCACCGAGCGCGAGGCGCAUGAUACAGGAACGACGACUGGCAUGGGAGCUGUAAAACCAUGGCCACUGUGGGAGAAGGAGGUCACCGAUAACACCAUGUAUCGUAACCAAAUAUCAGGCAGAGAAGGUGGACAGGGAUGA